GAUGUGCUGGUGUCCGCGGCGUUGCGGUGGGCUAUUACAGAAUGACCUUGCGCUGAGCCUUUGUGGAAGCAGCAGGAUUUAAACAUCGGUUCUUCAAUGUGCAUCCUUCUAUUCAAAUUUGACCCCCGACCAGUUUCAAAAAAUGCAUACAGGCUUAUUCUAGCAGCUAACAGAGAUGAAUUUUACCACAGACCAUCUAAAUCAGCAGAUUUUUGGGACAGCAGCAAUGAGAUCCUUAGCGGUCUGGAUAUGGAGGAAGGAAAAGAAGGUGGGACGUGGCUGGGAAUCAGUAAGAAAGGCAAGAUGGCAGCUCUGACAAACUAUAUGCAGCCGAAGAUUGAUAAAAAUGCAAAAGGAAGAGGUGCUCUUGUAAGAAACUUCUUGACUGCAGAUCUGGACAGCUACUCUUACUUGAAGAAAGUUUCAGUGGAAGGACAUCUUUACAAUGGAUUUAAUUUAUUAGCAGCUGACUUGAAUACCACCAAAGGAGAUGUAAUUUGCUACUAUGGAAACAAAGGAGAACCAGAACCUGUUUUCCUAAAUCCUGGAAUAUAUGGAUUGAGUAAUUCUUUGUUGGAUACACCAUGGAAGAAGCUUCAAUAUGGGAAGCAACUUUUCACAGAAGUGGUCAAGAGAAGUCAAGACCUUACCAAAGAAGACUUGGUGCAGGAGCUUCUUACAGUGAUGAAUAAUCAAGAGCCUCAAUUACCAGACCCUGCGAUUGAAGACCAAGGGAAGGAUUAUAUACGUCCUAUAUUGAACAAGUAUGCGGCUGUAUGUGUUCGUUGCCCAGGUUAUGGAACAAGGACUAACACGGUCAUUCUCAUUGAUUCAGAAGGACGGGUUACUUUCACAGAGCGCAACAUGAUCAAUGCAGAUGUCAACCAGUGGAAAACAAGCACCUAUGAAUUCAAACUGCACACUUAACAACUUUCCAUUUGAAUGGUUUGUAAUAAUAGCAAUGAGAGAACAAGCCAUUAAGCUCUAGUAAAUGUUUUGUGCCAGCUGCCACAAGCUAAAAAUAGCAAGGAAAGCAAAAGUUUAAAUAAACUGGCAGCAUACCCUAUCAGGCUCACCAAUCCUUUGGAUAAAACCAAAAGAAGAAACUGUUUUUACAUUAAGUAGCAACUUAUAAUCAGAAAUAAAUUUUUAAAUAUCAGCCUGCCUCCAGAGCAAGGCCAUCUUUGCCCAAGACAAAGUCAUUGGUUUUUGUGGGCGUUUUUUUUUAAAGAUGUUUUAAGUAGACUCUUAAACAUGUUUUGAGUUUUGAGGAGGGGAAACAUUUGCUGCUUUUAUUUUUCUAUCUGAAGGUUUUACCAAACUUUGCUUUCCCUUCAACAUAUGCUUUCAAGAUUGUAUAGCUGAUGCCAAUGUGCAUUGAAUGUAUGUUACCUUUGUAGCAUUACGUGCUUUAGUAACAUUUAAACUUUUCAGCAGUGCCACGGUGCAAUGUUCUGCCUGGGGAGGGCGGAGCAGGGGGGAUUCUUUACAUUUGUUUUCCUGUAGAUAGUACAGCAAUAUAUCUUAUUUCUAAAACUUGAUUUGAGAAUAGAUAGGAAAGAUAGUUCAGUCUCUGUUCAGUUUUACUGAAAAAAUCAUGGCAGCAGAAUUGCUUAUGUUUGACCGGAAUAAAAUUGUUUGUAUUGUGACAUCUUGUUUCCUGAUCGUCUAAUUGGCAAUGUUGGUUUUCUUAUUCUUCGCCAGCAGGCAGGUGAGGAAUAGGUAUCUGUUUGCAAACAGAAGCUGAAUAUGAGGUUUACAUAUAUCAGCUGUUUUGUACAUGUGCAAUUUUGGUUUCACUUCUUUAUUGGUAUAAUAUGUUAAAGCCUGGAGUGAUGGCUCAUAGAUUUUUAGUAAAAAUAGCUAUUUGUUGUAAGGUGACAUUAUUGCAGUCUUAUAAUGCUGAAAAAGUUGGGUAUUAAGAUGCAUUCCGUAUGUUCUAACAUCUGUGAAUUAAAAAGCUAUUUAAAUGCAUGCUUUUUUCAAUUAUUCAGUGCCAGUGUAGGUAAUAGAAGAUUCUAGCUAAUAUCAAGAUAUUUUAAACCCCUAAGUUAUUUUGCUGCUAUUGGUGUUCUGUUUUGACUUAUUUUGAAUGCUGAAUAUUAAGUUAGUAAUGGAUCACUGCUAUUUUUUUCUCUAUAUAUGCUGAAUAUAUUCUUUUUACAAGCCUCAGAUUAUUAAUUAAUUAUUACAAAGUAGCAAGAUUUCUGAUGCUUUUCACAAAGAUAUGCAACUAACUAUUCUUCAGUACUCAAGCUUGUGUGUUCAAGCAUUCUCACUAGUGUGUGUGUGUUUGUAGUGGAGGCAGCAGUAAAUUAGAAUUGCCAUUGAGGUGAAGUACUGUGGAAGACCAUUCCCAGAUCUCUAAUUGCCAGGAGAUGCUAAAGCAGCAUUUAGUCAAUUAUUUCCUUUGUAUUUGCAUACUUAAAUAGCUUCUAGAUACCAGGACUACUUGCAUGACUAGUCACAGGGUGUUGAUUCAGUACUAUAUAAAUGACUUUUUGACCACCUUGAUUGCAAGACGAUCAAUGCAGUCUUGUUCGGUUGUACGUAGUUUCAAACUCGGAGCCUUCCAGACUGUCUUUCUGAGCUGUAGGAAAUGGUUAGACUUUUUUGGGUUUUGAUGACUGUUUAAACCAUAUAUUUGUAUGAAUAAAAAUGUUACUGUUAUUUUUAGAUGCAGAGAAAUAGCCAUAGCUGUCUUAAUUUGAAUUUGACAAAUACAUAUUUAAAACCAAAACUGCUUCGAUGGCUUGCUCUUACUUGAGAGUUUGUGUAGCAAACUUUUAUAUCUUAAGAAAAAAAUUACCAGUGUAUAUUUGAACAAGACAUUCUCUUUGAAGACAUUAUCUAAAUGGCAAGCAAAAGGUUUGCAUGCCGUUUCAUGCUAAAAGCGUUUAUAAACCUUAGUUUUUAUAGUAGUCCUGUAAUAAUGAAAAUUUAUUCUUAUUUUUUACAUAUAGGCAAAAGAAAAGCAAGUCAGAGCUUAGAUGUAAAAACAGAUGAUGAUAAUGUAUUUUGCUUUGCUUGAAUCAAAAUUCUAAAUCUGGGAUUUGUUUUUUUUUGACAAUUAAAAUAAACAGUAAAGAACCAAAACCUCUGAUGUUGGUUUUUAUUAUGGCAGAAUAGUUAACAAAGUGAGCUUUUUUAACUUCUUCUGAAGCUUAUAAGAGUUUUGUCAUUGGCUUCAGUGGAAACAGGAUCAGGACUGCAGUGCAGAUAUCAGCAAAUGGUGCUUGUCCAUAGGAAUGAUCAGGUAUUCAUGAAGUGCAUAAUUUACUGUGUGCAAAUUGUAGUUGCAAUGAAUCCACUGGAAAAAGUAAACUGUAGCUAAAGUUACAAGGAAAGUAUUUUAUUUUUAUAAAAGUAUUCUUAAGAAUAAAAGGGGAUUUUAAAUAUCAGUUUCAAAGGAUAUAAAGGAAAAAAGUGUAUAUAGGAAACUACUGCAUGGCAUUUUACUAAGUUUGCUUAUAUAUAACAUCUUUUCAAAGUCAUAAAUUUGCAAGAGAUUUUUGUUUCCUGUCUUUUUUCUAUCAAAAUGGUAGUGGAAGAAAUUUUUAAAAAUAUGUAAAAACUCAAUUUUUUUUGCUUGAAUUUAUGAAACUUGUUUCAUAAUUGUUGUUUACAUGUGUGUUCAAAACUAGAAUCAGAAUAAAGUCAAUCUAGUGACCAGUCUU
Molecule: messenger RNA, 3677 nt
Organism: Gymnogyps californianus (California condor)
Lineage: Eukaryota; Metazoa; Chordata; Aves; Accipitriformes; Cathartidae
Gene: TANGO2
Product: transport and golgi organization 2 homolog
Exons: 9
Coding region: 97-927 (276 amino acids)
Biological process (GO): Golgi organization; protein secretion
Cellular component (GO): Golgi apparatus
Source: RefSeq, a predicted model, not a curated record